Molecule: messenger RNA, 14879 nt
Organism: Melospiza georgiana
Lineage: Eukaryota; Metazoa; Chordata; Aves; Passeriformes; Passerellidae
Gene: FAT1
Product: FAT atypical cadherin 1
Exons: 30
Coding region: 109-14037 (4642 amino acids)
Biological process (GO): homophilic cell-cell adhesion
Cellular component (GO): plasma membrane; catenin complex
Molecular function (GO): cadherin binding; calcium ion binding
Source: RefSeq, a predicted model, not a curated record
AAAAAAGAAAGCGGGAGGAGGAAGCGUGCGGACAUGAACUGAGCUGGAGCGGACUUUGUGAGAAGAGUGCCGAGUCCAGCUGGUCUGGGUUUCUUUGUAAUUGCUGCCAUGGGAAGAUACUUGACUAUGCUGCUGCUGCUGAUGCUGCUGGUGCAGCAUUUUGGAAACUGUGAAGGAAAUCAAAGGCCACAUCAUGCUCCAUCAAUGCAAUUUACAGAAAUACAGUAUAAUGCCACUGUGUAUGAGAAUUCUGCAGCCAAGACUUACGUUGGGCAUCCAGUGAAAAUGGGCAUUUACAUUACAAAUCCACUGUGGGACAUAAGAUACAAAAUUAUUUCUGGUGACAGUGAGAACUUGUUCAAAGCUGAAGAGUAUGUUCUUGGAAACUUUUGCUUUUUGAGAAUACGGACCAAGGGAGGAAACACAGCUAUCCUUAACAGAGAGGUGAAGGACCAUUAUAUGCUGACUGUUAAAGCAGUUGAAAAAAAUACAAAUGCUGAAACGCGCACGAAGGUCAGGAUACAGGUGCUGGAUACAAACGACUUGCGGCCUUUGUUUUCUCCAACAUCUUACAGCGUUUCUUUGCCUGAGAACACAGCAAUAAGGACCAGCAUCGCAAGAGUCAGCGCCACAGAUGCAGACAUAGGAACAAAUGGAGAGUUCUACUACAGCUUUAAAGAAAGAACGGAUGUGUUUGCCAUACAUCCGACUAGUGGAGUGGUAGUUCUGACUGGUAGACUUGACUACUCGGACACAAAACGUUAUGAGAUGGAAAUUCUUGCAGUGGACCGUGGGCUGAAGCUGUAUGGUAGCAGCGGCAUAAGCAGUAUGGCAAAACUAACGGUUCACGUAGAGCAAGCAAAUGAACAUGCCCCUGUCAUUACAGCUGUUCCACUGACUCCAUCAGAGUCAGAGCCAGAUCCCACGUACGCACUUGUAACCGUAGAGGACAAUGACCAGGGUUCCAACGGGGAAAUAGCAUCAUUAAAUAUUGUUGCAGGAGAUGCGCUCCAACAGUUCAAAACAGUGAGGUCUGUUCCGGGUGGCAAAGAAUACAGAAUAAAAGCCAUUGGUCCCAUUGACUGGGAGAGUCACCCUUUUGGAUACAACCUUACCCUUCAAGCUAAAGACAAAGGGAAUCCCCCACAAUUUUCUUCUGUAAAAGUUGUUCAUGUGACAUCUCCACAAUUUAAGUCUGGUCCUGUCAGAUUUGAAAAAGAGAUCUAUAGAGCUGAAAUAAGUGAAUUUGCUCCUCCAAACACACCUGUGAUAAUGGUGAAAGCUGUGCCUAGUUACCCACAUUUAAAAUAUGUAUUUAAAAACACACCAGGAAAAGUAAAAUUCAAUUUAAACACUCACACUGGUCUUAUUACCACAUUAGAACCCAUAAAAGCACAGUAUGCAUCCCAUUUUGAACUUGAAGUUGUGACAAGUGACAGAAGAGCUUCUGCAAAAGUAUUAAUUAAGGUACUAGGCAUGAAUAGCAAUCCUCCUGAGUUUACUCAGACGUCCUAUAAGGCCUCCUUCGAUGAAAAUGUGCCAAUAGGUACAAGUGUCAUGAGAGUGAGUGCAAAAGACCCUGAUGAAGGGGAAAAUGGUUAUGUGACCUAUAGCAUUGCCAAUCUAAAUCAUUUGCCAUUUGUGAUAAACCAUUUCAGUGGGAUUAUUAGUACCUCAGAACACUUGGAUUAUGAAUUGAUGCCAAGGGUUUACAAUUUAAGGAUUCGAGCCUCUGAUUGGGGUAUACCAUAUCGCCGAGAAGUUGAAGUUCCUGUUACUAUUAUUUUAAAUAACUUGAAUGACAAUAUACCUCUGUUUGAGAAAAUAAAUUGUGAGGGAAUAAUCCCCAGGGACCUUGGUGUUGGAGAACAAAUAACAACCGUAUCUGCUAUCGAUGCUGAUGAGCUCCAGUUGGUGAGAUACCAAAUUGAAUCUGGAAAUGAACUGGAUUUAUUUAGCCUAAACCCGAAUUCUGGAGUACUUUCUCUCAAACAAUCACUAAUAGAUGGCCUAGGUGCUAAAAUGUCUUUUUACAGUUUGAAAAUUACAGCUACAGAUGGAGAGAACUUUGCAAAACCAUUGUAUAUCAACAUAACUGUAGCUAAUAGUCGCAAACCAGUGAACUUGCAGUGUGAAGAAACUGGUGUUGCCAAAAUGCUUGCAGAGAAACUCUUACAAGCAAAUAAGUUGCACAAUCGUGGAGAAGUUGAGGAUGCUUUCUUUGAUACUCACUCUGUGAAUCUGCAUGCGCCUCAGUUUAGAAGUACUCUUCCCAGUAGCAUUGAGAUAAAAGAAGACCAACCUGUGGGCUCUAGCGUAAUAUCUGUGAAUGCUGCUGAUCUUGAUACUGGCUUCAAUGGAAAGCUAGUGUAUGUUAUUUCUGGAGGUAAUGAGGACAGUAGUUUCAUUGUUGAUAUGGAAAGAGGAGUGCUGAAAAUUCUAUCUCCCCUUGACCGAGAACUAAAAGAUAAAUAUACUCUCAAUAUUACUGUCUAUGAUCUUGGAAUACCACAGAAGUCUGCCUGGACCCUUUUAGAUAUAAAAAUUUUGGAUGCUAAUGACAACCCACCGGAGUUCCUCCAAGACAGCUAUUUCGUUGAAGUAAGUGAAAACCAAGAGCCCAACAGUGAAAUAAUUCAAGUUGGAGCUACUGAUAAGGAUUUAGGGGCUAAUGGAGAAGUGAAAUACUCUCUUCUUACAGAUACAGACAAGUUUACUAUUAAUUCUGUGACAGGAGUUGUGAAAGUUGUAGGGGUCCUGGAUCGGGAGGAGCAGCACAUUUAUUUGUUGAAAAUUGAGGCUAGGGACCAAUCUACUGAAGAACCUCAAUUAUUUUCAACAGUUAUUCUGAAGGUGGCUGUAGAAGAUGUAAAUGACAAUCCUCCCAAAUUUAUUCCUUCAAAUUAUCAUGUGAAAAUCCGAGAAGAUCUUCCUGAGGGAACAAUUAUUACAUGGCUAGAAGCCUACGAUCCUGAUUUGGGCCAGUCAAGUCAAGUACGGUACAGUCUUUUGGACAGUGGAGACGGCACCUUUGAUGUUGACAAAAUAAGUGGAGCAAUACGUGUUGUACAAAGACUGGAUUAUGAAAAGAAACAAUUUUAUAACUUGACCGUGCGGGCCAAGGACAAGGGAAAACCCGUUUCGUUGUCCUCUACCUGUUACGUUGAGGUUGAGGUAGUUGAUGUGAAUGAAAACUUGCACCCCCCACGGUUCUCCAUAUUUGCAGAUAAAGGCUUCAUAAAGGAAGAUGCUCCUGUUGGCUCCUCAGUAAUGACAGUUUCUGCUUACGAUGAAGAUGCAGGACGAGAUGGGGAGAUCAGAUAUUCCAUCCGAGAUGGAUCGGGUUUAGGAGUUUUUCGAAUAGAUGAGGAAAAAGGCAUUAUUGAGACUGCAGACCACCUGGAUCGUGAGACCACUUCGCAUUACUGGCUUACUGUUUAUGCAACAGACCAAGGCGUUGUGCCUUUAUCAUCUUUCAUUGAAAUCUACAUAGAAGUUGGGGAUGUCAAUGAUAACGCUCCUCAGACCACAGAACCAGUUUAUUACCCAGAGGUCAUGGAAAACUCACCUAAAGAUGUGUCUGUCAUUCAGAUUGAGGCAUUUGAUCCAGAUUCGAGCUCAAGUGACAAACUAACCUACAAGAUUACAAGUGGAAAUCCACAGGGAUUCUUCUCAAUAAACCCCAAAACCGGGCUAAUUACAACCACAUCCAGAAAACUAGACCGAGAGCAGCAGGGAGAGCACAUACUGGAGGUAACGGUAACAGACAACGGUACUCCCGCAAAAUCAACAAUUGCACGGGUGGUUGUGAAGGUCUUAGAUGAGAAUGACAACAAGCCACAAUUCUUGCAAAAAUUCUACAAAAUUCGGCUUCCGGAGCGUGGUAAGCCUGAGCGAGAGAGAGCUGCCAGGAGAGAGCCAAUCUAUCGAGUUAUUGCUGCAGAUAAAGAUGAAGGCCCCAAUGCAGAGAUCUCCUACAGCAUUGAAGACGGUGAUGAACAUGGCAAAUUCUUUAUUGAACCAAAAACUGGAGUGGUUUCAUCAAAGAAGUUUUCUGCAGCAAGGGACUACGAUAUCCUUUCAAUUAAAGCUGUAGAUAAUGGUCGCCCACAAAAAUCUUCGACUACGCGGCUUCACAUAGAAUGGAUUCCAAAGCCUGUCCCACCCACAGAGCCUAUUUAUUUUGAGGAAUCAUUUUUUUCUUUUACGGUGAUGGAAAGUGACCCAGUUGCUCACAUGAUUGGUGUAAUAGCUGUUGAACCUCUUGGAACACCACUUUGGUUUGACAUAACGGGAGACAAGCUUGCUAGUGAAGUAUUUUACAUCUUACAGAUGGCUUGUGACCUGAACUGUACAGCAGAAGGUGGCAACUAUGACAGUGGAUUUGAUGUGGACAAGGGCACAGGAACUAUCAUUGUUGCAAGACCUCUUGAUGCAGAACAGAAAUCAAAUUACAACUUGACAGUAGAAGCAACAGAUGGAACCAGAACUAUCAGCACUCAGGUGUACAUCAAAGUCAUAGACACAAAUAAUCACAGGCCUCAGUUUUCUGCUUCAAAAUAUGAAGUUGUUAUUCCUGAGGAUACCUUACCAGAGACAGAAAUUCUGCAAGUCAGUGCUACAGACAGAGAUGAGAAGAAUAAACUGAUUUACACUAUGCAGGGCAGCACUGAUCCCAUUAGUCUUAAGAAAUUUCGUCUGGACCCUGCAACUGGCUCUCUUUAUACCUCAGAAAAACUGGAUCACGAGACCAUGAACCAGCACAUUCUCACAAUAAUGGUGCGAGACCAGGAUGUUCCUGUGAAGCGCAACUACGCCAGGGUGGUGGUCAGUGUCAGCGACACCAACGAUCACGCGCCGUGGUUCACCAGCCCUGCCUAUGAGGGACGAGUGCACGAGUCAGCAGCUGUUGGAUCAGCGGUGCUCCAGGUUACGGCACUGGAUAAGGACAAAGGGAAAAAUGCAGAAAUCGUUUACUCCAUUGAAUCAGGGAAUAUUGGAAAUUCCUUCCUUAUUGAUCCCAUUUUGGGUAUGAUUAAAAUUGCAAAGGAAUUAGAUCGUAGUAACCAGGAAGAAUACAACCUGAUGGUAAAAGCUACAGAUAAAGGACAUCCUCCAAUGAGUGAAGUGACCUCUGUGCACAUAUUUGUUACAGUUUCUGAUAAUGCCUCACCAAAAUUCACAGCCAAAGAAUAUUCUACAGAAAUCACUGAAAGUGCCAACAUUGGCAGUUUUGUUGGAAUGGUUACAGCGUACAGUCAGUCUUCUGUAGUUUAUGAAAUAAAAGAUGGUAAUUCAGAUGAUGCCUUUGCUAUCAACCCCAACUCAGGUGUCAUCAUUACUCAGAAGAUACUUGAUUUUGAGACUUUGCCUUCUUAUGCUCUUACUGUGCAAGGAACAAACAUGGCUGGCUUGUCCAGUAAUGCAACAGUUUUGGUACAUCUUCGGGAUGAGAAUGACAAUGCACCAAUUUUCAUGCAGGCUGAAUAUACAGGGCUCAUCAGUGAAUCAGCUUCAAUUAACAGUGUGGUUCUGACUGACAAGAAUAUCCCAUUAGUAAUUCGAGCUACAGACGCUGAUAAAGAAUCUAAUGCUUUGCUUGUUUAUCAAAUUGUUGAACCAUCUGUGCGCCAGUAUUUUGCCAUUGAUUCGAGCACUGGUGCCAUUCGGACAGUAAUGAGUCUGGACUAUGAGGAGACAAAUAUUUUCCGCUUUUCAGUGCAAGUACAUGAUACAGGCACACCACGUCUAUAUGCGGAAUAUGCAGCUAAUGUUACUAUUUAUGUGAUUGACAUCAACGAUUGCCCUCCCGUGUUUUCAAGAGAGCUAUAUGAGACAUCCCUUCUGGUUCCAACUUAUAAAGGCGUGAAAGUCAUCAGUGUAAAUGCCACUGAUGCAGAUUCAGGCAUUUUUUCCCAAUUAAUUUAUUCCAUUAUUGAAGGCAACAUUGGAGAAAAAUUUUCAAUAAACCCUAAGACUGGCGAUAUAACAGUACAAAACACAACUCAGUUAAGAAGCAGAUAUGAGUUAACUGUGAGAGCAUCUGAUGGCAGAUUUGCAAGCACUGCAUCUGUAAAAAUUAAUGUGAAAGAAAGCAAAGCAAGCCAGCUGAAGUUCACACAGAGUUCUUACUCUGCAACAGUGCAGGAGAAUUCCACAGAGGCAAAAACAAUAGCUGUUGUUACUGCUAUAGGGAAUCAAAUGAAUAAGCCUUUGUUUUACCAUAUUCUAAAUCCAGACAGCAGAUUCAAAAUAAGCCAAACUUCAGGAGUCCUUUCCACAACAGGAAUACCAUUUGAUCGUGAACAGCAAGAAUCUUUUGAUGUGGUCGUGGAAGUGACAGAGGAAAAUAAACCAUCAGUUGUUGCACACAUUGUAGUUAAAGUCACAGUAGAAGAUGUAAAUGAUAACAUUCCAUUUUUUGUCAAUCUUCCGUAUUAUGCUGCUGUUAAAGUAGACUCGGAAGCAGGCCAUGUUGUUCAACGUGUGACAGCAGUAGAUAAAGAUACAGGCAAAAAUGGAGAGGUGCGUUACUAUCUCAAAGAACAUCAUGAACAUUUCCAAAUUGAUCCUACUGGUGAAAUCUCCCUGAAGAAGAAGUUUGAACCAGACACACUAAAUAAGGAGUAUCUGGUCACAGUAGUGGCAAAAGAUGGAGGAGACCCUGCAUUUUCAGCUGAAGUUACAGUCCCAAUUACAGUUAUGAGUAAAGCUAUGCCAGUGUUUGAAAAGCCUUUCUACAGUGCAGAGAUACCAGAAAACAUUCAGCUCCACAGUCCUGUGGUACACGUACAAGCAAACAGCCCUGAAGGACUCAAGGUGUUUUACAGCAUCACAGGUGGAGAUCCUUUCAAUCAGUUCACUAUCAACUUCAACACUGGAGUUAUAAAUGUUGUUGCCCCUCUUGACUUUGAGUCUCAUCCAGCCUAUAAACUGAGCGUUCGAGCAACUGACUCCCUAAAUGGGGCACAUGCUGAUGUGUUUGUAGACAUAAUAGUGGAAGACAUCAAUGACAAUCCUCCUGUGUUCACAGAGCAGUCUUACAUUGCAACACUUUCUGAAGCAUCUGUUGUUGGAACAUCUGUUGCACAAGUGAGCGCUACAGAUGCCGAUUCUGGAACCAACAGGGGAAUUUCCUAUCACUUGGUUGAGGAUAAUAGUGAAAGUCAUGACUACUUUCACGUAGAUAGCAGCACUGGACUCAUUCUUACAGCAAAAACUUUGGACUACGAACAAAUUAAGCAGCACAAGUUACUAAUAAGGGCCAUAGAUGGUGGCAUGCUGCCCUUGAGUAGUGAUACUAUUGUAACUGUGGAUGUAACUGAUCUCAAUGAUAACCCGCCUCUUUUUAGCCAAUUGCUUUAUGAAGCCAAAAUUAGUGAACUGGCUCCUCGAGGACAUUUUGUGACAUGUGUGCAAGCCUCAGAUGCUGAUAGCUCAGAUGUUGGCAAGCUGGAGUACUCCAUUCUGACAGGCAAUGAUCAGAAGAAUUUUGUGAUUGAUAGUAAAACUGGCAUUAUCACCAUCUCAAACCUACGCAGACAGACACUGAAGUCACAUUAUAAUCUUAAUGUGUCGGUUUCUGAUGGUGUCUUCAGAAGCUCAGCCCAAGUCCAUAUAAGUGUAAUCAGUGCCAACAUGCACAGUCCUGUUUUCAGCCAGAAUGAGUAUGAGGUUGAACUAGCGGAAAAUGCUCCACUGCAUACUUUGGUUACUGAAGUUAAAGCUACAGAUGAAGACUCUGGUACACAUGGCCGCAUCACUUACCACAUUGUAAAUGACUUUGCCAAAGACAGAUUUUAUACAAAUGAGAGAGGGCAGAUAUUUACCUCUGAAAAGCUUGACCGUGAAACUCCAGCAGAAAAAGUCAUUGCCAUUAGUUUAAUGGCCAAAGAUUCAGGAGGGAAAGUUGCUUUCUGUACUGUUAAUGUCAUACUUACAGAUGACAAUGAUAAUGCUCCUCAAUUCCGAGCAACAGAGUAUGAAGUAAACAUCGGGACUGAUGUUCCACGGGGUACUUCGGUCAUUAAAGUCUGGGCAUCUGAUGCUGAUGAAGGUACAAAUGCAGACAUCACAUAUUCUAUUGAAGCAGAGUCUGAAAACGUAGAAGAGAAUUUAGAAAUUGAUUCAUUGUCUGGUAUAAUUACUACAAAAGAAAGCUUAAUUGGUUUGGAAAAUGAGUUUCUUACUUUCCUUGUUAGAGCAAUUGAUGGUGGAUCCCCCCAGAAAGAGUCAGUUGUUCCUGUCUAUGCUAGAAUACUCCCACCAGAAGUGUCUACACCAAAAUUUUCAGAACCAUUUUAUUCUUAUACUGUCUCUGAGGACAUUCCAAUUGGAACUGUGAUAGAUGUUAUCAAAGCAGAGCAUAAUCAGACCUUGGUGUAUAGUCUGAUUAAAGGGAACACUCCUGAAAGCAACAGAGAUGACUUUUUUGUGAUUGACCGACAGACUGGAGAGUUGAAACUUGAGAAGAACCUUGAUCAUGAAACAACUAAGUGGUACCAGUUCUCAGUUCAAGCACAGUAUGCAAAUGAAGAUUAUAAUGUUGUUUCCUCAGUAGAGGUUAGCAUUCAAGUAAAAGACACAAAUGAUAACAAACCCAUUUUGGAAUCCAACCCAUAUGAAGCAUUCAUUGUAGAAAACACACCAGCUGGAACAAGAGUCAUACAGGUUAAAGGAACUGACUUAGAUUCAGGACUCAAUGGGCAGGUUACUUACAGCUUGGAUCCUUCUCAAGAGCCUGACAUUAUAGAAUCUUUCACCAUAAACAUGGAAACUGGCUGGAUUACCACUCUGAAAGAACUUGAUCACGAGAAACGAGACAAAUACAAGAUCACAGUGGUUGCAUCUGACCGGGGUGAAAAGAUCCAGCUGUCUUCUAUGGCUGUGGUUGAAGUUACUGUCACAGACGUGAAUGACAAUCCUCCACGGUUCACUGCAGAGAUUUAUAAGGGAACAGUCAGUGAGGACGACCCUCCUGGAGGGGUAAUUGCCAUCCUGAGUACAACAGAUGCUGAUACAGAAGAAACCAAUAGACAAGUCUUUUAUUACAUCACAGGAGGUGAUCCUUUGGGACAGUUUGCUAUUGAAAAUUUACAGAAUGAAUGGAAGGUCUAUGUCAAAAAGCCUCUGGACAGGGAAGAAAAGGAUAAUUAUCUUCUAAAUAUUACAGCUACUGAUGGGACCUUUGCAGCUAAAGCUGUGGUGGAGGUUAAAGUCCUUGAUGCUAAUGAUAAUAGCCCUGUUUGUGAAAAGACUUUAUAUGCUGAUUCAGUUCCUGAAGAUGCCCUUCCUGGCAAGCUGAUAAUGCAGGUGUCUGCUACAGAUGCAGAUAUUCGUUCCAAUGCAGAAAUUACUUACACACUGCAUGGCACAGGAGCAGAAAAAUUCAGACUUGCUCCAGACUCAGGUGAACUGAAAACAUUAAUGGCACUUGAUCGUGAGCAGCAAGCAGUUUAUCAUCUUCUAGUGAAAGCCACAGAUGGAGGAGGAAGAUUCUGCCAAGCUAACAUUAUCCUAACUCUGGAAGAUGUGAAUGAUAAUGCCCCAGAAUUUACAACUGACAGUUACUCCAUUACAGUAUUUGAGAACACAGAGCCUGGAACCCUUUUGACAAGAGUGCAGGCAACAGAUGCAGAUGCAGGGUUGAACCGUAAAAUCCAUUAUGCGCUGGUGAACUCUGCAGAGGGGCAGUUCUCUAUUGAUGAAUUCUCUGGAAUCAUUCGUUUGGAGAAGCCUUUGGAUCGGGAAUUACAAGCUGUGUACACAUUAACUUUGAAGGCCACAGAUGAAGGCUUACCCAGAAGACUGUCUUCAACAAGUAGUCUCAUAGUUUCUGUUUUGGAUAUUAACGACAAUCCACCCGUAUUUGAGCAUAGGGAGUACAGUGCAAGUGUGUCAGAGGACAUUCUGGUGGGAACCGAAGUUCUCCAGAUCUAUGCUGCCAGCAGAGACAUUGAAGCCAACGCUGAAAUCACGUACUCGAUAGUCAGUGGGAACGAACAUGGAAAAUUCAGCAUCGAUUCAACAACAGGAGCCAUUUUCAUCAUUGAGAGUUUGGAUUAUGAAAGUUCUCAUGAGUACUACCUGACAGUGGAAGCCACAGAUGGAGGCACACCUUCAUUAAGUGAUGUUGUAACAGUGAACAUUAAUGUCACGGAUAUCAACGACAAUUCUCCCGUGUUUAGCCAAGACACUUACACUGCAGUAAUCAGUGAAGAUGCUAUGCUUGAACAGUCAGUUAUUACAGUUAUGGCAGAUGAUGCUGAUGGACCUUCCAACAACCACAUUCACUACACAAUAAUAGAUGGGAAUCAAGGAAAUCCUUUUACAAUUGACCCUACCAGAGGUGAAAUAAAAGUGACUAAGCUUCUAGACAGAGAAAAGAUUUCAGGAUAUACCUUGACAGUUCAAGCUUCAGAUAAUGGAAGCCCACCUAAACUUAACACAACUACAGUAAACAUUGAUGUUUCUGAUGUAAAUGAUAAUCCUCCAGUGUUCUCAAAAGGAAACUAUAGUGUUAUCAUCCAGGAAAAUAAACCUAUUGGAUUCAGUGUGCUGCAGCUAGUGGUGACAGACAGGGAUUCUUCUCACAACGGCCCUCCUUUUCUCUUCACCAUCCUGACUGGAAACGAAGAGAGAACUUUCCAGAUUACCCAGCAGGGAGUUCUGACCACAAGCGCUGCCCUGAAUCGCAAAGUGAGAGAUCACUAUUUGCUUCAUGUCAAGGUGUCAGAUAACGGAAAACCACCGUUGUCAUCUUUGACUUACAUUGAUAUUAGAGUUAUUGAGGAAAGCAUUUAUUCUCCAGCAAUACUGCCUCUGGAAAUCUUUAUCACAGCCUUUGGGGAAGAAUAUUCAGGUGGUGUCAUUGGAAAAAUUCACGCAACCGAUCAAGAUGUUUAUGAUACCUUGACAUACAGUCUGGACCCCAAAAUGGAAUCCCUGUUCUCUGUUUCCAGUACUGGUGGCAAACUAAUAGCACACAAAAGGUUAGAUGUAGGACAGUACCUCCUAAAUGUCACUGUUACAGAUGGAAAAUUUACAGCUGCAGCUGAUAUUACUGUACACAUCAGACAAAUCACACAAGAGGUAUUAAAUCACAGUAUCGCAAUACGCUUUGCAAACCUGUCCCCCGAAGAAUUCAUCGGUGAUUACUGGCGCAAUUUCCAGAGAGCAUUGAGAAACAUCUUGGGCGUGAGGAGAAACGACAUCCAGAUUGUUAGUUUGCAGCCUUCUGAGCCUCCUUCUAAUCUGGAUGUCCUCCUGAAUAUUGAAAAGUCUGGCAGCUCUCACCACCCAAUGAGAAUUUUGCUCCACAAGAUAAACUCUUCUGUGCCUGACCUAGAGGAGAUUUUAGGUGUCCGGAUAAUUGACGUGUUUCAUAAGCUCUGUGCCGGCCUUGAUUGUCCUUUGAAAUUUUGUGAAGAGAAAGUAACGGUGGAUGAGAACACCAUGUCAACACACAGCACAGCCAGGCUGAGCUUCGUCACUCCCCGUCAUCACAGAACAGCAGUUUGCCUUUGUAAAGAAGGGAAAUGCCCCCUGGUAAGCAGUGUGUGUGAAGGAAAUCCAUGUCCUGAAGGUACUGAAUGUUUAGGAGAUCCAAAGGAAGGAAAAUACACCUGUGUUUGCCAAGACAGCAAAGCUGGACAAUGUCCUGCAUCAGCUGGCUCCGCUGUGACAUUUACUGGGAGCAGCUAUGUGAAAUAUCGUCUCAUGGAAAAUGAGAACAAAGAGGAAAUGAAGCUGACAAUGAGACUUAGAACUUACUCUGCUCAUGCAGUUGUUAUGUAUGCUCGAGGAACAGACUACAGUAUCUUAGAGAUCCAUCAUGGAAGGCUGCAAUAUAAAUUUGAUUGUGGCAGUGGACCCGGGAUUGUCUCUGUUCAGAGCACUCAGAUAAACGAUGGCCAGUGGCAUUCCGUGUCUCUUGAGGUGGAUGGAAACUAUGCACGACUUGUUCUGGACAGGGUGCAUACUGCAUCUGGUACUGCUCCUGGUACACUUAGGACACUCAACCUGGACAAUCACGUGUUCUUUGGUGGUCAUAUUCGUCAGCAAGGCACACGACACGGUAGAAGUCCUCAGGUUAGCAAUGGUUUCAGAGGCUGUAUGGAUUCCAUUGUACUGAAUGGACAAGAGCUGCCCCUAAGCAGCAAGCCACGGAGUUAUGCACACAUGGAGGAAUCUGUAGAUGUCACUCCUGGGUGCUUGCUGACUGCCACAGAUGGAUGUUCGAGCAGCCCCUGUCAGAAUGGAGGCAUCUGCAACGCACUCUCAAAUGGAGGUUACUACUGCAAGUGUGCACCUUUGUUUAUGGGAACUCACUGCGAUGUAAGUGUCAACCCAUGUGCCUCCAACCCCUGCCUUUAUGGUGGGACUUGCAUCCCAGUCAGUGAUGAUUUCAUCUGCCAGUGCCGAGGACAAUAUACAGGUCAAAGAUGCCAGCUGGGUCCAUAUUGCAAAGACAAUCCUUGCAAAAACAGUGGCAAGUGUAUUGACAGUUUGGAUGGACCUGUUUGUGAGUGUGAAGCAGGCUUUCGUGGAGAAAGGUGCCUGACUGAUGUCGAUGAAUGCGUAGAAAACCCAUGUCUCAAUGGUGCCCUUUGUGAGAAUACUUAUGGCUCAUACCACUGCAACUGUAGUCGUGGAUUUGGAGGCAAACACUGCACAGACAUUGUUCUCAAUAAAUAUGUUUCGACAUCUUGGAACAUUGGCUUAGCUGAAGUGAUUGGGAUUAUUGUUUUCGUCGCAGGAAUCUUCUUGUUAGUUGUGAUUUUUGUUGUUUGCCGCAAAGUGGUUGGUAGGAAGAAGAAGCACCAGCCAGAACCUGAAGACAAGCAACUGGGAGCUACGACAGCCUUCUUGCAAAGACCGUGUUUUGAUGCAAAAUUGAAUAAGAACAUCUAUUCUGACAUCCCACCACAGGUUCCUGUUCGUCCCAUUUCAUACACUCCAAGCAUUCCAAGCGACUCCAGGAACAAUCUUGACAGGAAUUCUUUUGAAGGGUCUGCUAUCCCUGAGCACCCUGAGUUUAGUACUUUUAACCCAGACUCUGUACAUGGCCACCGGAAAGCUGUAGCUGUUUGCAGUGUUGCGCCAAACUUGCCACCUCCACCUCCCUCCAACUCACCUUCAGACAGUGAUUCAAUACAGAAACCCAGCUGGGAUUUUGACUAUGACACUAAAGUAGUAGAUCUUGACCCCUGCCUUUCUAAGAAGCCUCUGGAUGAAAAGAACUCCCAUACUUACAGUGCAAGAGAAAGCAUGUCUGAGGUCCAGUCUCUCAGCUCCUUCCAGUCUGAAUCCUGUGAUGACAAUGCUUCCGUAGUGACUGUAAUACACCUUGUCAAUGCUGUUGUUGACUCGGUGGAAAAAGAAGAAUCUUUUGCUGUUCCUGACCUCAGCAAUUCAAGAGGUUAUCACUGGGAUACAUCGGAUUGGAUGCCAAGUGUUCAGUUGCCAGGUAUCCAGGAGUAUCCAAAUUACGAAGUGGUGGAGGAGUCAGCUCCCCUCUACACUGAUCCAAAUGCCAUCGAUACAGACUAUUACCCUGGUGGUUAUGACAUAGAGAGCGAUUUUCCACCUCCACCUGAUGAUUUCCAUGCACCCGAUGAGCUUCCACCGUUACCACCCGAAUACAGCGACCAGUUUGAGUCGAUACAGCCGCCCAGAGACAUGCCAGCCGUAGGUAGCUUGGGUUCUUCCGCAAGGAGCAGGCAGAGAUUUAACCUUAACCAGUACCUUCCCCAUCACUACCCUGCAGACAUGUCAGAACCUCAGACCGCCCCCGGCGGCGGCUACAGAGAGCCGUACGCUCCCUACUCGCUGGGCUUCAGCCCAGACUUUGAGGCAGCCCCUGCAGACAACAUGUCCGUGUCUGUGUACGCUUCCACGGCCUCCUGCUCGGACGUGUCGGCGUGCUGCGAAAUGGAGUCUGAAGUCAUGAUGAGUGACUAUGAGAGCGGAGACGAUGCUCACUUCGAAGACGUGAAAAUUCCUCCGCUUGAUUCCCAGCAACAUACAGAAGUCUGACACACUCAACAAAAGUGCCUGGACUCUAACGAACUUUAUCAAAUCUAGAACAAUUUUCAAGAGCUUUUUUAUUUUUUCCUUUUUUUUUUUUUUUCCCAACCACGGUGAAUGCUUUUGUUUCAGUGAGCUAAACUGGCAUGGCAGCAUUGGAUCAUGCAAUUCAUUUCACUAAAUGAACCUCUUUCCAUUUCCUGACCUACUGUAUUUGGAAAGUUCUAAGAUUUCCACUGGCAGUGCCAUUUCUGAACAUCCUUUAUGUACUUACAUUUUCUAUGUUAAAAAAAAUCACAUACCACUUCUCCAUGUUAGCAUGAUGCGUAUAUUUAUAUAGUUCUAAUGCAAUUAAUUUUCUCCUAUUUUUUGUAAAUUUUAUGUACAGUUUUGAUUUUAAUAGUUUUAACUAGGUUUUGUAGAUAUUUUGUGAAUUUGUUUUCCACUGAAACUAGUGGUGUUAGUGUGCCAUUUAAAAUGAGCACCCUGACUUAUUAUAAUCAGGGCAUCACUGUAUGUAUUCCCCUGAAAAACUAAGGUUUGACAUUUCAUUGUAAAACAUUCAACAUAUUCACACAAUUUCAAUUGUACAUACAUUAGGUCUGAUAUUUUUCUGGGUCAGCUAUAUGGAAAUGUCUUAAAUGGGUUGCUGUAUUUUAGAACUGUAAACAUUUUUUCCCUUCUUGGAAAGUGUGUUGGGGACCCUCUGCAUACCAGUUUAGAACCAAAACCACCAUGACACAGUUUUUAUAGUGUCUGUAUAUUUGUGAUCCAAUGGUCUUGUAAAGGUUUUUACUGAAAAUUACCAUUAGCCAGUCUUUCUUACUGACAAUAAAUUAUUAAUAAAAUAC